This is a messenger RNA of Eublepharis macularius, 2628 nucleotides long. RefSeq names its product actin related protein 8 (gene ACTR8). Gene Ontology annotation, cellular component: Ino80 complex. The record is from RefSeq and is a predicted model, not a curated record. Gene Ontology annotation, biological process: regulation of DNA-templated transcription; double-strand break repair. Lineage: Eukaryota; Metazoa; Chordata; Lepidosauria; Squamata; Eublepharidae. The transcript has 13 exons. Bases 416 to 2299 code for a protein of 627 amino acids.
CGUUACAUGAAUUUUCUUUCAAUUCACAACUGGCUGCAUUCACAAGCAACUACUGUGACAAUGAGUGAACGCGAGCGGAUGGUGUCAAACGUCUAACGUGCCCCGGUAUCCUCUCUUCCGGCUUUGGGCCUUGCAGUCGGGGGCGUGUGCUUUUCAGCGGCUGCUCAUCCUUGCGCCGAAGCCUGGGUCCUUGCCCUGGGAAAGAAGCAGCUCGGAGGCUGAGGCGGAGGGCGCAACCUCCCCUGCUAGCUCUGCCCUAGCCACUGAGGACGCUUGCCCUUGCAGGGGAAGGGGGCGGGCGGCCCGGCUUGUCCAGCCUCCUCGGGGAGGAGCCGCUAACGGCCGUCUCUCUCUUUCUGGGUACUGAGACUGCGUGAGGCCGGGUAAGCCGAGCUGGAGCCGGGGAGAAGUGCUGAUGACCCAAGCCGAGAAGAGCGAAGCGACGGCAGCGGAGAAUGGAAAGGACAAGGAACGCGACAGGGAGAGGGAGCAGCGCGGGGCCAAGAGGCCCAUCGUCCCUGCCGCCGUGCCCGAGUCCCUUCAGGAGCAAAUACAGAGCAACUUCAUUGUCGUGAUACAUCCUGGUUCAAUGACUUUAAAGAUUGGAAGAGCUACAGAUACACUUCCUGUUAGCGUUCCUCACAUCAUUGCAAGGAGACACAAGCAACAAGGACAACUCACAUUCAAAGACAGUUGGCUUUUAAGAGAAGGACUCAGUAAACCUGAAAGUUCUGAACAAAGACAAAAUGGCCUUAAAAUGGUUGAUCAAGCAAUAUGGUCCAAAAAGAUGUCAAAUGGGGCCAGGCGUAUUCCCGUAUCACCUGAUCAGGCCCGGUCUUACAAUAGACAGAUGAGGCCUGCUAUUUUAGAUCACAGUUCUGGGACCAAAUGGACAAAUACAACCCAUCAUCCAGCAUAUCUCAUUGGAGAAGAGGCAUUAUAUGUUAAUCCUUUGGAUUGUUACAAUGUUCAUUGGCCUAUUAGACGAGGACAGCUGAACCUUCAUUCAGGGCCUGGUGGCUCCCUUACUGCAGUCCUAGCUGAUCUUGAAGUUAUAUGGUCACAUGCAAUACAGAAAUAUUUAGAAAUACCUCUUAAGGAUUUAAAGUAUUACAGAUGCAUUUUACUGAUCCCAGACAUCUAUAAUAAACAGCAUGUGAAAGAAGUAGUAAAUAUGAUCCUAAUGAAGAUGGGAUUCUCAGGAAUAGUGGUGCAUCAGGAGUCCGUCUGUGCCACUUUUGGAAGUGGUUUAGGUAGCGCGUGUGUUGUUGAUGUGGGAGAUCAGAAGACAAGCGUUUGCUGUGUUGAAGAUGGUGUCUCACAUCGUAAUACUAGGUUAUGCCUUGCAUAUGGAGGUUCUGAUGUGUCAAGAUGUUUUUAUUGGCUUAUGCAGCGAGCUGGAUUUCCUUACAGAGACUGCCAGUUAGCUAAAAAGACAGACUGUCUCCUUCUUCAGCACCUAAAAGAAACAUUUUGCCAUUUAGACCAGGAUUUAUCUGGACUGCAAGAUCAUGAAUUCCAAGUUCGUCAUCCAGAUUCUCCAGCCUUAUUAUAUCAGUUGCGGUUGGGAGAUGAAAAAUUACAGGCUCCAAUGGCUCUUUUUUAUCCAGCAACAUUUGGAAUUGUGGGGCAGAAAAUGACAUCUUUGCAACAAAGAUCACAAGGUGAUCCAGAGGACCCACAUGAUGAACAUUAUCUCUUAGCAACACAAAGUAAGCAGGAGCAGUCUGCAAAAGCAACAGCAGAUCGAAAGUCCAUGUCCAAGCCUGGUGGAUUUGAGGGAGACUUGCGUGGCCAGUCUUCAGGAAUUGCUGAAAAUCUCUAUCCCCCAGAAGUGGAACUAGGCAGCUCUCACAGUGACUGUAUUAUAGGUGGAAACGAGUCUGAAGAACCACUGACAGCUCACAUAUCCAGAAAAACUGCUGUAUCUCAAUUUGAAGGAAAAGCAUUAGGCCUCGAUAAAGCAAUUCUGCAUAGCAUCGACUGUUGUGCAUCAGAUGAUACAAAAAAGAAAAUGUACAGUUCCAUCCUGGUGGUAGGAGGUGGUUUGAUGUUCCACAAAGCCCAAGAAUUUCUUCAGCACAGAAUUCUCAACAAAAUGCCCCCUUCUUUCAGGAGAAUUGUUGAAAAUGUAGAAGUUAUUACAAGACCAAAGGACAUGGAUCCCCGUUUGAUUGCUUGGAAAGGGGGUGCUGUUCUAGCUUGCUUGGACACAACACAGGAGCUUUGGAUAUAUCAACGAGAAUGGCAACGUUUUGGUGUCCGUAUGUUACGUGAAAGAGCGGCAUUUGUGUGGUGAUACACUGAUAUUUACGUAGGGCAUAACGAUAAAUACGUUUUUUCCCUGAUUUUUUUAAAAUAAAAAUUUAUUAAGUAAAAAGUAAUGUUCUUCUCAUUUGAAAAACAAGAUGCAAAAUACUGGGAUCAAGUUAUCUAAAAAUCUUAUUAGGAUAGACAAGAAUGGUUCUGGCUGCCUCUCCUCAGAAACAGCCAAUGAGAGUGGGCUGGGUCAGUGACAGUUGAAGUCAGUUGGGAGUGAGAGAGGGAGGCUUUUGGAGCAGCAGAGAUACUGCUGGCUGUUACAAACCUGUUCUGAUACAUAGAAACAUUUCCUCUUUAACCACAGUA